Scleropages formosus (Asian bonytongue) is the source of this 777-nucleotide messenger RNA. RefSeq names its product serum amyloid A (gene saa). The transcript has 4 exons. The record is from RefSeq and is a predicted model, not a curated record. Bases 76 to 441 code for a protein of 121 amino acids. Gene Ontology annotation, cellular component: extracellular region. Lineage: Eukaryota; Metazoa; Chordata; Actinopteri; Osteoglossiformes; Osteoglossidae.
AAACUGCACUGCAGUGAUCUGGGAGAGAACCCUGCAACCAUCUGUUCCCUUCUGUAAGUCUACAAGUCUGAAGAUAUGAAGCUGCUGCUGGCAGGACUGGUUCUGGUGCUGGUCGUGGGAUCCCAUGCCCAGUGGUACAAGUUCCCUAGAGAAGCAUACCAGGGGUCACGUGACAUGUGGCGCGCCUACUCAGACAUGAAGGAGGCCAACUGGAAGAACUCGGACAAGUACUUCCACGCUCGAGGGAACUACGAUGCUGCCCAGAGGGGCCCUGGGGGAAGGUGGGCUGCUGAAGUCAUCAGCAAUGCCCGGGAGAGGGUGCAGGGAGCCAGUGGGCGUGGCCACGAGGACACAGCCGCAGACCAGGAAGCUAACCGCUGGGGUCGCCACGGAGGUGAUCCAAACCGCUACAGGCCUAACGGACUGCCCAGCAAGUACUGAACUCCACCAGAGCUCAGCCGUACACUCAGCCUUUCAGAAUCCUAUGCUGUCUGCUGGAAACCUGACAAUUUACAUUUAUUCAUAUAGCUGAUGCUUUUAGCCAAGGUGACUCCCACUCUUCAGCUACUUACAAAUCUUGACCCAUUUAUACAGCUGGGUAAUUUUACUGGCACAAUAUAGAGCGAGUGCCUUGCUUGAAGGUACUACUCCUAGAAGCCUGUGCCGUCUCCUGGAAACCUGACAUCUGUCCAGAUGAGUUCUGUGCCCUUUCAAGUAUUCAAUACUUGACAUUUCCUUUUGACUGCAAGUAAGAAUAAAAGUUACAUUUUCCCGUAA